AAUGCACACACACACAGCCCUCUCUACUAGUUGGUGCAGUGGGGUUGUAAAGGAGGAAAAAGGAGAAAUGCAUCGGCGAUGCACGGUUGGAGUUGUAGAUGGCGAAAUGCAUGCUCUCGGACAAGUGGGAAGAUGAAAUGUGUUGGUGUUAAAAGGAAGCCGGGGCUAUCAAUGGUGCGUUUAGGAGACAAAAUAUUGCUCUGUUAGCCGUUGGUAGUUUUACGACGGGCAGCAGUCGGUUUGCGUCUUAUGUAACUAACGGCCUGAGCAGCGUCGGUAAGGAAAGAGGGAUCUGCUGCUGAAUGAGAGAGAGGAAAAGAGCAGCACCGCUUUGAAUUCACAUGGCAAUUUACAUUUAGGUUAGGACACCCAAACGCUACACAAAUACAAAUUGGGGGGCUACUGGGGACGGCUACUGCUCUGAUUUAGGACUGAGUUUGAAGCCAGCAGCAAGGGGACGUGGAGUGACUUAGUCGCCUCAAGUAGGUUGUUAAGGUGAUGGUUGACUCUGACAACCGUGACUGAGGACCUAAACCAGAACCCAAGAAGUAAAAAAAGACCGGACAGCAAGGAGGGCAGCCUGCAUAGCACUUCUUACACGGAUCUACAACACACUUGAUCAAACUCAAAGCUGCGUUGCACAGCUGUUAAGUAUAAGAGGAGCACCAGCUCUGGACCAAAGGUAGCUGAUGCUACGUGGAGUUUAAGACCUUCUUGAACAAAAGUCAAAGAAGCUUUUUGCUCCGAUGUUCAUGGACCUGAGUGGAGUUACGUGGACCUGAUAAAGAAAUGGAGGGAUAUUAGUUUGGGCCUGACGCCUGGUUUCUGCUUCCCAUUAUCGUGUGGAGUACAGAGGGCCAGUAGCCGAACUGUUGGCUGCUGCUGGACGGACCGUCGCGGGGCAGGGUCGAAUCGUGCCGCUUCAACAGAGCUGAUGCCAAGGCCAGGAGUCAGCCAUGAUGUUUUUAUAACCUGAUGAUCAGCAGAGAGAUGGUGAGGAAGAAGAAUCCCCCUAUCCGGAGUGUGGGAGGCGAGGAGGAGGAGGAGGAAGAAGAGGGGAGGAGGCCAGCAGGAGAAGAAGAAGAGGAGGGAGAGGAGGAGGGGAGAGUGGGAGCAGAGGCCGAUCGAAUAAACCGACCCUCUGAACCCGAAUCCUCCGACCGGGUCAGAGGAGAUGAGGAGCAGGAAGAGGAGGAGGGAGAGAGUGAGUGCGUAUCCUCAUCUGUCUCCCCCUCAUCUGUUGGUGAGCGCGACUGCAGUGAGGAGAGAGGGGGGAGGAGAGGAGGAGGAGGGGGGAGGGCCAAACAAGGAGGAGCGGCGUCGAGCGACAGACCCGAGAGCCAGUCGGAGCCUGAGGAUGGCGAGAAGGGGUUAGAGGAAGGAGAGAGGAGCGAGAGAGACCGAGGGGUGGCAGAUCAUCUCACUGCUCCUCUCCUCUCCGCUCCCCACCUCCUCUCCAGACAGGAAGGAGGGGAGGAGUCGACAACUGACACCCCUCCGCUUUCCUCCAGCCCCUCUCCUAAACUCCAGGACUUCAAGUGCAACGUGUGCGGUUACGGUUACUAUGGAAACGACCCCGCUGACCUGGUGAAGCACUUUAGGAAGUAUCACCUGGGUCUGCACAACCGCACACGGCAGGACGCUGCCCUCGACACACACAUCCUGGCCCUCCACAACAUGGCUCCCCAACACACACCUCUAGAUACACAGGCAGGACAGGGGAGGAACCAAGCCAAAGAGUUGGGGAAGACGAGACCAGAUAUGCACAUUCAACAGCACAGGACAGUUAUGAUGAAUGGCACAUAUGAUGUACAGGUGACGCUGGGUGGCAAGCUCAUUGGGAUCGGACGCAAGACCUCUGAUUGCCAGGGGAAUACGAAAUACUUCCGCUGCAAAUUCUGCAACUUCACAUACAUGGGCAGUAACUCCUUAGAACUUGAACAACACUUCCUGUCCUCUCAUCCAAAUAAAGUCAAAACCCCGCCAAGCACGCCCCUGCUGGCCACCAAUAACCUUGCAACGCACGACAACCAGGGCAAGGGGAGGAGUCAAAUCUUAGAUGGGGCGGAGAGAGUCGCAGUUAGAGCAGAAGACGAUUCCUUGGUGGGGUACUCCAUCCCAGUCAGGGCGUGUUCAGAUUCAUCAAGCUGGACGGGAGAGCCGGGACGAGAUCCUGUGCAGACGUAUUAUUGGUGUAAAUUCUGUAGCUGGAGCUGUGAGUGGUCAGGGGGCUCGGCGAAGCUUUUAGAGCACUAUGAACAAAGACACCGAAUGAGCACGGGAGGUACUAUGAGCCCCAGCAACUCUAAUCCUGGUGGGGCGGACAGAGAGAGAGGAGGGAGAAGAGAAGGAGGAGAAAGAGGCCACGUGUCAUCCAAAAGCCGCAAAGAUCUAUCAUCUAACCCAUCUAGCACCAGCCAAGGAGACCCAAACAGCAGUGAUUCAGAAGCAGUCGUGACCAGUUAUAACUGCCAGUUGUGUGAUUUCCGAUACUCGAUGGCCCACAGUGCAGAUGUGAUUGUAGUAGCACCGUUACUGCUGCACUACCAGCACAACCACUCCAUCCACCGAUGCUGCAUUCAGCACUGCAUGUACUGUCCACAGGGGCUCUGUCAGCCGCAGAAACACCUGGGGGAGGUGUCUCACCCCUUCGCUUGUCGGAAGCCCAGCUGCCCUAAAUGCUGUUCCAAGUUUCCUCCGUCUACCAAGCAGCAGGACACCGCCGGAUCGAAACCUGCUACCGCCACCUCUCCCAGCAUGACCCCUCCUAAUCCUAGAGGUGACCCCGGUAUGAUUUCGGGAUCAGCUUUUAACCCCUCUAACCCUGCCCAUCCUGUUGUCGCACAAGGCGUCACCCACUUGUGUGACCAGUGUGCAUUUGCCACCACCGACAUCGAUGUGUUGCUCCAGCACUACGAAAGCUGCCACACCCUGAUCAACCUAAAGGGGGCGCCGCCACAUGUCAAGGCUGAGGAAGAGGUCGGAGGUGACAAGGAAGGGGGGAGAGGAGGAGGAGAGAGGGAGUACUCUUGUACAAAGUGUCACUUCAUCACAGAAGUGGAAGAAGAGAUUUUUAGACACUACAGGCGUGUCCAUGCGUGCUGCCGUUGUCGACGAUGCGACUUCACGGCUCCUGAUUCGUCGGCCCUCCUGGACCAUUUUAACUCGGCCCACUGUCACGACUCCUCUCCCUCAUUAAGCUCACUGACAACGAACUCCUUACCCACCUCAGUGACACCUUCGUUAACACUCUCAGCCAAUGGCUGCUCAGCUCCCUCCACCUUAGCCAUUAAAGAAGAAAGCAAGGGGGAUCUUCGCCUCCUCUAUUCCCUUGCACCGCCUGAGGGACGGUUGGCAGAAGGAGGCAGAGAAGAGGCAGGAGGGGUGGUAAAAAGUGAGGGAGGUGAGGAGAAAGAAAGAGAGCGGGAGAAAGGCUGGGUGCUUGGGGAGACGAGAGGACUAGGAGAAAGAGGAGGCGAGCAGGCACACGGUUUACUCUGGGUGCCCAAGGAGCGAAUGGGGCCUGACAGAGGAGUAGAAAGAGGCGCAGGAGGUGGGAGCCCCUCUCUUUUCUCCUCCCCCCUCUCGCUGUCAUUUGUUUCAGCCAACCAUGAGGCCUCGCAGCAGAAAAGAGGCGUAGCUUCACCAAGCAUGGUUUACCUGGGAGACACCAAGUCGUUUAUGGGAGAUACCAAGUCAUAUUUGGGAGAUGCCAAGCUGUACGGAGGAGGGAGGCCAGGAGGAGCCACUGCAGGUGGAGCUGGAGGCGGAGGUGUAGCAGAGAAACGGAGCCAGAUGCCUCAACAGUACACAGGAGGAGGAGGGAGUGGAGGUGGAGGAGGACAGGAGAAAGGAGGAGCCGCGAAAGAGGAGUCCCAAUCCCUAUUACGGCGGCGCAGAGGCAGCGGGGUGUUCUGUGCAAACUGUCUGACCACCAAGACAUCGUUGUGGAGGAAGAAUGCUAAUGGAGGCUAUGUCUGCAACGCAUGUGGUUUAUACCAAAAACUGCAUUCGACACCUAGACCUCUAAACAUCAUAAAGCAGAACAACGGUGAACAAAUCAUCCGCCGCCGAACCCGAAAACGCAUCAACCCUGAUUCCCUGUCAUCGGAAACAGCCGCCCCCAAGCAGCAACGCAUCACUGGCGUGUGUGAGCGUGUGAAUGGGGAGGAGUCAGACAGAAGCUGUGCAUCAACCAAAAACCAGCAGCCUUCCCCUUGCUCACGAUCACCGCGAUCCACUCAAGCCUUCCUCGCCAAUCAAACAUUGGAGAUCCACCGACGCAUGCCGCCCCUUCUCCUCCCCUCACAUCCCCCCUCCUCACUGGUAGCCGAGGGCAAUGGGGGCAUCGCUGAGGGAGGGAUAAUAUCAAAAGCAGAAGGAGGUAAAGGAGGAGGGGGAUCAGAGAGAGGCAGUCCGAUUGAAAAGUACAUGCGUCCAUCCAAACCGUCUAGUUAUUCGCCUCCUGGUUCGCCGAUUGAAAAGUAUCAGUACCCGCUUUUCUCCUUACCCCUACCAUUAACCCUCUCACCUGAUUUGACCCCUGAGUCAGAUUGGCUCAGAUUCUGGACCAAGUACAAGAUGGCAGCCACCUCUGGGGUUCCUGGUAGCAUCAGUAAUCUAAGCAGUCCUGGUAGCCUUGGAAAUAAUGCUCAUUAUCUCGGUGCAAUGGUGGCUCCAGUACAACAUCAUCAGCAAAGCUACACGGUGCCUUACUGCGCCUCUCCCUACUCUCCUCUUCCCCCUCCUCCAGCUCCUCCUCACUACCCUCCACCUCCUCUUCAUUCCCAAACCUCGUCACCAUCAUUAGAAAAUGAUGCACCUUUGGAUCUUGCAAUAAGACAAAGAGAUACAAGUGCUGCAAACGUACACAUGUCAACAAAUGGUGCAGAAAGGGGAAGGCAGGAGUCGCCACUAGCUGAGAGGUUAAGAGAGAACUGGAAAGGAGAGAAAGAGGAGGAGGAGGAGAGGGUAGAUGAAGGAGGCAACCAGAGGGAGGAGAUAGGAAAGGAGGAAAAGGAUCAUUCGACAAAAAGCCGACCAAGUGUCCCAUCAAGUCGCGCAAUGGUGGAGGUGGGAACGCAGGAUGACCUGACGAACCGCUGCAUCCACUGUGGGAUCUACUUCCUAGAUGAAGUCAUGUACGCCCUACACAUGAGUUGCCAUGGCGACCAGGGCCCAUACCAGUGCAGUUUUUGCCUCCACGUGUGUGUAGAUCGCUACGAUUUUACCACACACAUACAACGGGGCUUACACAGGUACACAGACAAAACGUCACAAAAGAGGAUUCACGGGCAAGACGGUCUGAUUCAGAACGUCCAGGUGAUGUCAGAGUGUCAAAACGUGACGCCGGAGGAAAAAGAUGAGGGCGAUCGUAGCGAUAUCACAGAUGAAAGCAAUGAUGUCAUAGGAGUUUGUCAUGACAACCAAGCAGAAGAAACUACAGGCAACGAUGCCACUGACAAUGAAACGGAAGUUGAAAAGGAGGUAGAAGGAGAGGGUCAUGACAUAACAGACCAGAAACUGGGGGAUGAAACAGUGUCAGAUAGUAAAGAUGACAUCACACAAACGACAGAGGUCACGACUGUUGCUGAAUCUAAUAAGUUAGAUGAAAACACAGAGAGUAAUUAAUCCGAUGCCUUCAACUCACACAAACCUUUAAGAACGUGUUUUAUUGAAUGAAUAAGCUGUCGGCCUCCACGUUCCUGGAGGCUAGCUCAUGUCGAAAUGGGUCUAUCCUGGGCACUAAAUGGAACACAUCCUUAUGCUGGAAGCACUCGGCUGUCAAUUGGUCAAAAAUCAUUGUAGGAUCCCGCUGAACUGCUACAGGGACAGUUUGGAGAAAUAGCCCGAAUCCUGUGUUGAGUGACGGUCACUUGACAGCUCUGUGGCAAGUCUUCAACAACGGAGUCCGGGCAUGCAGCUGAAAUCACCUUUAAUAAACAGCCACUUCGUGCGCUUUCCAAAUAAGAGGAUUGGAAGCUCGACUGAAAGUUGGACUGCUCUCAUUUAGGAUGAGUUUGAGGAGCUCAGCACUUGCACAGCCGCCGUACAGCAGAGCAAAAAAUGAAAAAUGCUAGAAGCAAAACACUUUAACUGAGCUGAUCUGUUAUGCACCAUGCAAAACUGAACCCCCAAGCUGGCCCAAACUAGUCUGAUGCAUCAUUCAGGCCGUUUUAUCUUGGUACAACCAGAUCUGAUCUGGUUAGAACUACUCUGUUCUGGUCCAGAGCAUGUUUUUAACUGUUGCUGUGCAAAUGGAUCCAAAACCAAAACUUAUUGUGACUCUUUGAAACUGGUCAGAGCCAAACCAGUUUGUUCUGGGCUGCAGUUCAGCUGGUGUUACCUUGGUACAAAAGGAUCUGUUGGUUUCUGUCACUCGUGCCCUGAUGUAUCUGAAACUGGCAAAAAAACAACAACACAGUGACCGUGACUUUUUGAACUGCUUAAUACCAGUUUCCACUGGUAAAACCGGAGUAAUUCCGGACCGAAGUGUUCUCUUCAUCCAUUUGGAUCAAACCAAGUGACAUUAUUUUCUACCUUCCUCCGUGCCAUGAUACUAGCUACGUGCCUGGCUGCCUGCCUAAUAGAACAACCAUCUAUUAACCUGCUUAACAUUUAUAUUAAUGAUAAUAAUGGUAAUAAUAAUAAUUAUGAUGUUAUAGUACAAAACAUGCAAUUUGCUACACUUUCCUAUAUAAUAUGUUAUUUUGUAAAGGCAUUUUUUUUUGCAGGAAAUGGUACUAUACAAACUUUAGUUUUUUCUUUUUGAGCUAUCUGUUGUUUGUGCUCUUACGGAGACUUGUUACAUCGAUAACAGCCGUCUAACAGAAAUGGUACAGCAAGAGGAGGGGGGUUGUGUGUGUGUGUGUGCAUUUGUGUAAUUGCGUUUUAUGUGUGUAAGGAUCAAAGGAUGCUUCCGUCCCCAGACAACGAUGUAAACAUAAUGAAGGCUCGCGCUCGGUAUUUCAGUCCUCAGGGGUCACACGUGUUGCACACCAACCCACCUGUUUCACAGCAUGUGACACAUCAUUUUUUUUACAUGUUAAAUGGUCUAAUGGUUUUGGCAUGUUACAUAAUGUUCUCUUGCGUUCUCUUAUAUAUGUUCUUAUCAUGUUCUUUAUGUGUUAAUAGGUCAAAACGGUCUUAGUAUGUUACUUUAUUUUCUGUAUGUCUUUCACAUGUUGUUAGGUUACAUGGUUUUAUAGAGAGACUUAGGAACUUAGGGAGAUCAACCCUACAUUUUUAUCAAAAGGAUCAAUUUUUUUGGGUUAACUGUAUGAACAUUUGCUCUGUAUUGAGUCUACAGAGCUUCUUGCCUACAGUGUUUUAUUCAGCCUAUCGUAUUUCUGAGAGUUUGAUAGGUUAUGUAGCAUGUUAGCGUCUUAUAAAAACUGCAAAAUACGUUGCCUUUUCUGUGGAUGGGAACUGUUACACAUUAGACCUAAAUAAUACUGAAAAACACACAAGAUGAUGUUGCAAACAAGUUUUUGUAAUUCAGUGAAGUAAAACGAUUAUGUUGCUUUCAGCUCCAACUAACUCAUCCCACUUUUCUGCCAUUCAUUACCCACUUUUGGGUAAUUUAAGUUAAGAUAAGGCCCACCUGACACCAUAACCGAGUCUGUCUUUAAACCAAAUUUUCAUUGUUUCUUUUUGACAUUUAGGGAGUUGUGACAGUCAGGUCCUUGGAAGUCCCCCUACUCCUCAGAAUGCAACACGGUGGCCAUCUUGUUUAUUUUUAUACAGAAAGAGUCACUUCUCCUGCCUUGCUGCCUUAGUUGCUUGAAAAAAAAAAUCACCAAGAGACUCCUUUUGAAGAAAGUAAUAAUAGGCCGAAAGUAAAUAAAAGACGGGAAGGAAGAAAGAAUGAGAACAAGAUAUUUUUCUAUGCUUAUCCAAAAGACAUGAAUGAAAAAAUAUUCCGCCUAGUGCCUCGUAACUUGUACAGUUUUUCUAAUGAGUAUAUCUGUCUGUGUCGAAAAGUUAUGUAAGUUAUGAGUCAUGUCAGGCAGAAGUUGGGCAAACAGACUGCUAUAUUUAAUUCCCAUGCACCAAGUUAUCAGUCAUCCAUUAGAAUGCUUGAUUUCAGCCUAGUUAUCUGAUCGGUCGCUUUCAGCUUGGGAGAAAGACCCACAUGUACUGUAAAAAAUGAAACUGGUUUCCAAACUAACUGUUAAUCACUAUCUUUAAUUUUUGCAUGUAUGUACACGACUCUGUAGAAAUGUUGGGACAUGCCUAGGUAACUUUUGUAUGAAAGACGUCAUACCAAGAAGAUACUCUGCACUUUGUAUUUGGUUUCUUUGGAGUUGAAAGCUGAAUUAUGGCACCAGUGUCCUUAUCAUGGUUAAGGUGAAGGUCAUUCUAAGGUGUUAUUCUAAAGUGAAGCUGAUUAAUAUUAUGUUUUAAACCAUUUCUUAGGAAAGUAAGUCAGGACAGUCAUGGAAGCAAAAGGUCAAAAUCUCAUGUUUUUUAAAUCAGCAGUGAGAUGAGAUUUCUUUCGGGCAGAUAUUUCAAUACACCCAGCAAACCAGUCCAACCAGCACUGCACACAGUAUUGAAUGUCACACUAAAAUGCCAAGAAACCUCUCAAACUAUUGGUGCAACAUAUUUACAUUGCACUCUUCUGUUCGACAUCCCACUCUGGUGUCAAGUGUCGGGAUUUUUGUUCAACACCUUGACCUUGAAUGGCUCCACCAUACACGUCCCACUGAUGAAGCCAAUUUGAAAAGCAAAAUGUUUAAACAAAAAUCUGAUUUAAAUUGUCUUUGCUCUAGCAAAUCUCUUGUGUCAAACUGAUUUUUUUUAAGGUUGUGGGCAUAUCUUAAGGGGCUGCUAGCAUAAUGAAAACUGUUUACAUUUGCAAGUGUAGCAAAAAAAAAAAAAAGCAAAGGAGCGAUGCAGUGUUUUCUUAAUAGACAGAACAAAAGGAAGGAUUGAGAGAUACCUGCUGAGAUGGAUAGAUGGGUGCCUUUGAAGAAUAUACGGGCAGAAGGUGGAUGAAUAGAGGCAGAAAGAUGCUUGUAGCGACAGAUAAAAAGAGCUUUACGUACCCAUUCAUCCUUUCUCCUCUGUUGUCUCUUUACCUCCCUUUAACAACACUUGUAUCUUUCUCAUCUGUUGUCUAAUUUGACAUAUACCUCUCCAUCUUGGUCUCUUUUUAUCUCUCCGCCUGCUACUUCUUCCUUCUUCCUUCUGCCACUCAACUCUUCUCUAUUCAUCCACUUUCCUUUAUCCCUUCUUUUCAUCAAAGAAGUCAUGAAGGUAUUCUCAGUUCAGGUUGAGGGGGUUUAAAUGGGAGUCAGGUGUUUGUGUCAUAUUGUGUUGCGCCUGAAAAGCUGAUGUCAACUUAAGAAUCAACAACAAACUAUCUGCUUCUGUUGACUUUGUUGAGGUUGAAUUUAGCUUUGGGUUUGUUGAAAGAAAAAUGAUCACCAGCAGCAGUAUAACUCCAAAUACUUCCUAGAAGCAAAGUGUGGAUUUUCUCAGAUUUAGACUCAGUCAUUUGCCAACGGGACUCACAUUUGAUAAAUACUUAACUUGAUUUUUCAUCUUCUAAAAGAUACGAUUUUUAGGAAAUAGUAGGACAAAGAUGUAAAAAAGUAACGGGGUGAACUUUUUAUCCUUUGUUAAAUAUUGGUGUGCAUCUCAUCUUGGAGAAUCAUGAGGAUUUCUCAGUGGGCUGGAGACAAUUUCUGAUGCCAAAAUGUUCCAGUAGUUUAGCUUUUGAAAGAAAAUCUUUUCCCUGUACUUACCAAGUUGGAAGUAAAACGAUCACAGCCUUGAUGAUAAAGAAAAAAACUUUGCUAAUGCAAACUUUUCAUAUUGUAAGUGCACUGCAGAACCUGUUUCUAUCCAAAUAUCUUUUGUGUAUUUGCCAGCUUAACAUUGUCUCCAAGGAGGCAUGCAAGGAUACUGUAUAUCUAAAACAAAAAUAGAUUAUGUUGAGUUUUGGGAGAACAUUUCAGCCGUCAUUUAUGGUUCAAAACAGGCAAAUUUUGAGAAGAAAUGAGGUUCUGCAGGACACCGAGACAUGUUUUACUUAAUAAUGAGUGUAUGUUUUAGGUUUAAUGGCAUUUCACAUCAGCGUUUACAUUGGGGGGAGGGGGCCUUAACAAGUGUUUUUAAUUUUUUUGUCUUUGUCAGAAUGUGUUAUAGAAAAUUAUGCUGUUGCUUGCACUCCAUAUUAUUAUGUUCUUAUUGCCAAGGAAGGGACAACACACACAUACACGCACACACACAAAGACACACGCCGCCAGUGGUACGGAUUGAGUGUACAUUUUGGGAUGUACAGUAUUAACCAUGGGAGACAAGGGAGCUAAAGGCCAGUUUAUUACUGGUCAGACACAUACACAUGCAUGCACACACACAAACACACACACACACUCAAACACACACAUCAACUAUGUACAUUUAACCAAUAUAUUUUAGUAGAUUUUUGUCUCUAUUAAGUUGAAUGGCUUUUAUAGAAAUGUUCGAUUUUUUUUUUUUUUUUUUUUUUUUUUAGGUUAUUUUUCUUUCUCAUGUUGUAUUUUAUUCUGCUACCUUUCUGUACGUUAUUGUUUUUAGGUUUUAUUUCAUGCAAAAAAUGAUAUUUCAACAUAUUUUGACAGCCAAGAAAAAGUUUGUUACACAGCUAAACUUGAAGAAUAAUGUCGAUGAUGAUGACGAUGAUAAUAAUUAAUAAAAGUAAUAACAAACAUACUGAA
Messenger RNA from Epinephelus moara (kelp grouper), 10706 nucleotides. It is a transcript of the gene trps1, whose product is annotated as trichorhinophalangeal syndrome I. Bases 976 to 5631 code for a protein of 1551 amino acids. Gene Ontology annotation, molecular function: RNA polymerase II transcription regulatory region sequence-specific DNA binding; zinc ion binding; DNA-binding transcription factor activity. Gene Ontology annotation, cellular component: nucleus. Gene Ontology annotation, biological process: regulation of transcription by RNA polymerase II. The record is from RefSeq and is a predicted model, not a curated record. NCBI's taxonomy places the organism in Eukaryota, Metazoa, Chordata, Actinopteri, Perciformes, Serranidae. The transcript is spliced from 11 exons.